This is a messenger RNA of Cladocopium goreaui, 1196 nucleotides long. NCBI's taxonomy places the organism in Eukaryota, Dinophyceae, Suessiales, Symbiodiniaceae. The record is from the annotation of a GenBank genome assembly.
AUGCCCGACGCGGCAGCUCUUUGGUUCGACCCGAGAAAACCCACUCGACGACUUCUGUGUCGGUUGAACCCUGCAAUGUUCCGAGCUAUGAAGUGGCUGCCCUUCUUGGUCACCGUGCAGGCUGCAGAUUCUGCAGAGAGCACUUGUGACCAAGACUUCUCCAUGUCAUUCCUGCAGAAGCAGCACGUCUUGGAGCUCAGGACGGAGGCGACGGAGUGUGGACAUUUGAUCAAUGGUUCAGUGGGUGACGCUGCAAAAUUCUACAACAACAACUGCAAGUACCACAGCCAUGGUGACGAAUGCUCCCGAAGGAUUCCAGACGUUAUGGCGGAACAUCCAGGGAUGGAUGGAUUCUGCUACUUCAGUGAGGUUGCAUCGUAUAUCAGAUACUCGCCGCCAUCCAAUGAUCCAAGACACUUCAUCAACUCUGCUUUCAGAGGGGUCAUUGGCCUGCGAACCCCGACCUACAAAGGGCUCAACACUGGACCUGUGGUGACAUUUCACCAUGAUGGCAAGGCCUUCACCAGCCACAUGGAUUCAGAAAAUUAUGUCUACGAUGACCUCUAUGGCUAUUCCCUGGGAGUUCUGCAAGGGCAGGGACGAACAGUCGAACAACUGAAAGAUCCUGCGGUGUGGAACGAACUCGCCCGAGCCAAAUGUGAGGAAGUGCAAAAGAUCCAUCAAUUCACCAACGACGAGCUGGUGCUUGCCGAUAUCUUAGACAUGAAUUUGCCCAUCAUGGCGAUGUCGCACUGCUCAGCUGGAUGGGAGAUGCUUCCGGAGAUGCGUGCUAACCCCUAUAUUACAGGCAAGGCUGAAUAUCACAGCAUCACAGAUUGCAAGAAGAUCACCGAUCGUGAGUACGCGCGACAUCACUACAUGAAAUGUCUCCUGGGAAUCAACAACGCGGCAGCGGACGCAGCCUAUUUGUUUGCACGCGCCUGCUUAUUGGACGGUGGCAGCCGGAUUGGCCACUUCUCUGAGUGCCCCUUCGAUUUGGAGGUUGAAGGAGUCUUGUAAAUUUUGGUGAAACACCAGCAGAAUCCGUUACCAUUGCAUCAGAUAGAUGAAUAAAUAGUGGUGACUGGCGCUCUGCCACUAUGCCAGAUGUCUUACAAUUUAGUGCGGCAGUGGAAAGAUAUUCUAUCCCUGCCCUCGUCGAGUUGGCUGACUGUAAAUGCAACCAGCUCGCUGUG